CUGCUGCCGAGCUCUCCAUUUCUCAGUUGCCUCAGUUUCCCUGGGAAUGAGACAGGUCAGCCUGGUUGGCUGCCUGGCGGAGGAGGUGCCGAGUCCGAGGGCGGGGCUUCUCAGCCCCGCCCCUGGGCCAGUUCCCACCCCGCCUCCGAUCGCUCAACCCCAGCGCUCUACCCGGUGAGCGGCUGGCUGCCAGUGCUGCCGGCGAGUGGCUAUGGACGCUGCUGGGGCCCCGGCCCCGGCCCCGGCCCCGACCGCCGCCCCGGGCUCAGGCCGGAAGGAGCUGAAGAUUGUGAUCGUGGGCGACGGCGGCUGCGGCAAGACUUCCCUGCUCAUGGUGUAUAGCCAGGGCUCUUUCCCCGAGCACUACGCCCCAUCCGUGUUCGAGAAGUACACAGCCAGCGUGACCGUGGGCAGCAAGGAGGUGACCCUGAACCUCUAUGACACCGCCGGGCAGGAAGAUUACGACCGGCUGCGGCCCCUGUCUUACCAGAACACCCACCUCGUGCUCAUCUGCUAUGAUGUCAUGAACCCCACUAGCUACGACAAUGUUCUCAUCAAGUGGUUCCCCGAGGUCACACAUUUCUGUCGUGGGACCCCCAUGGUGCUCAUCGGCUGCAAGACAGACCUGAGGAAGGACAAGGAGCAGCUGCGCAAGCUCCGGGCAGCCCAGCUGGAGCCCAUCACCUACACACAGGGCCAGAGCGCCUGCGAGCAGAUCCAAGCCGCCCUCUACCUGGAAUGUUCUGCCAAAUUUCGGGAGAAUGUGGAAGACGUCUUCCGGGAGGCCGCUAAGGUUGCCCUCAGUGCUCUGAAGAAAGCACAGCGGCAGAAACAACACCGGCUCUGCCUACUGCUCUGACAGCUCCCGGCAGGGCAUCCCCUCACGACAGAACUGACAGGCCCCAGGCCCCCAGGCCCACGCUGCUGCCCGGACCCUGCCCCUGCCCCAGCUCUCGAAGGGCACUUGGCGUCGGGCGCCUCCAGGACCUAGUGUCUGGAGCCUGUGGCCAGGCUCUUGGAACAUUCUGGAACUCUCCUUUCCCAGCUGGAGCUCUGACCACAAGCUCCCCUCCAGCUUGUGUGGUCACAGUGGUGGUGAGGGUGGGGGUUGCUGGACUCGGUCCCUCUGUACCCUGGAACCAGCACUUGUCCCCAGCACUCAGGAGUGCCCUCGUCACAACCAGCCCCCAGCUGUGUGUCCCCCCUCUGCACACCCAACAGGUCCUCCAAGCCCAUGCCUGAAACGAGAAACAACGUCUGGUACGUGGAUAAAUGUGGACUUGGCAGCCUUCCACAGGGCUCCCAAGCCUGUUCUCCCAAGUCACCCGCCUCCCUGGGCCCCCAAGAUAGGCAUGGUCGCAUCCUCCAGCUUCUCACUUCCUCCGCCCAGCAACUCGGGCACCACGGUGGGCCUGGGGCCUAUCAGAAGAACACAGGCCUCAGCCCUGGACAUGGGGGCCCUUCCUCCUCCACUUCAUACAGAGGACUUCAGUCUUAGCCUUCAGCUUGGCCACCAUCUUUCCAGAGCUGGAUGCACAGGGGGGCAAAGAACCUCUCUCUAAAUACAAGAAGUAUUCCCUAGACCCUCUACUUGAUCCCUGCUCAGCGUCUGUGACCCUACCCCGGCCACGACUUGCCAGAAACCCGAGAUGAAAAGUAACAAUGGCUCUUGAGUGAUCUUGGGCAAGUCAGGUCUCUCUACAGAUUUCUUUACCUGCAGAAGGAUGGCAGUGGCUUGUCACAAGGCUGCCCUCUGUCCCAAACAGCCCCCGCUGCUGCUGAGGUGUGGAGACCACACACCAAGGCCAUCCUGGCCUCCUGGGAGAUUAACCCCCAGCACACCUUCACUGAACCUCCUGAAAGGUCUGGGGUCCCAGGUGAUUCUGAUGCCCCAGAGAUUGUGAGCUGGUGGUUCCUGAAUAAGCCGGGGAAUCAGCUUUACCUACUAUGAGAUCAUGGCGUCAGGUGGUUCCUGCCCUCCUUGGUAUCUUCUGCCUCGGCCCCCUCCCUUGCCUAGUGCUCUGGCCUCCACUGGGCCUGAGAAAGAGACAUAAAACUUACCCUACCCCACCUAGGUUUCCCAAGGCCCUGCCAUGCCUAGGGGGAUUCAACAGAGCAUUCAGUCCAGAGCUUCGUGGACAAAAAAAGAAUGGUUUAGGAUAGAGGAGGUCCACAAACUAGUCUAUGGACCAAAUCUGGCCACUGCCUAUUUUUGUAAAUAAACUUUUAUUGAAACACA
Messenger RNA from Dama dama (fallow deer), 2239 nucleotides. RefSeq names its product ras homolog family member F, filopodia associated (gene RHOF). Lineage: Eukaryota; Metazoa; Chordata; Mammalia; Artiodactyla; Cervidae. Gene Ontology annotation, molecular function: GTPase activity; GTP binding. Gene Ontology annotation, biological process: small GTPase-mediated signal transduction; cell migration. The record is from RefSeq and is a predicted model, not a curated record. Bases 212 to 859 code for a protein of 215 amino acids. The transcript is spliced from 5 exons.